AGAGAAAAUUCGUCAGCUUGGAGAGUGUAGAUUCACGUCACUGCCCUGACUGUGGACGCCCUUCCAUCUUUUCACCUUUUUUCAAGGCUGUCCUUCUUCUCACGCGCUUAACAAUGGCGGUGCUUUCCAUAUUCUUCAUCUUCUUCCCUUAAUUCCUUCAAUACCUCUCUACUCCUUCUUCUUACCUUCUCCCUCUCCCUCCGCCUCUCGCACCGUCGCCUUCCUUUUUCAUUUUUUUUCUGCGUUUUUCGCCAUGGAGUUCAAGUUUCGUGCCGGCGAUCACCGACCUCCGCCACCGCCACCGCAACAGUAUGUUCCUCCUUGGCCGCUGGCUGUUUAUUGUUUAUCUAACCAAAGAUUUCCAGAACCCUGUCUCAGACGAACCACGGACAUACUCGAUUCAAACAAGGAAAUGCUCUGGGAGAUGGAGUUAAUGCGAUUGAGAGAAGAGAAAUUGCUGGCGGAGAUUGAACGGCAGCGAUUUCUGAAAGAGGAAGCGAGGAGAGAAUUGAUGUUGUUCGAACGAGAGAUGGCGAUUCGAGGAGUUGCGCAGUUGGCGGGAUUUCCUCUCCGACAGCCGCAACGCUGGGGAGUGCCUUUCAGCGCUGCUGCAGCAGCGCCUUCUCCGUCUUCAUGUCCAUUGCCGUCGCCGGCGGUAGUGGUGCAAUCGUUUCAUGAAUGGCGGAAGAUGGAGCAAGCAAAAAGUUCUGACCGCCUAGGGUUUCGUGCAGUGGCGUUGCCGCCGCCGCCGCCGCCGCGGAUUCAGCCAUUAAUGGUGGAAGACAAAAAGGAGCUUGAAGUACUAGAGGCCGUUAAAAGAGAACUCAUUGUACUGGAAAAGCCUGACCCAAAUGUUUUUAGAGAAAAGAGAAAGGCCUCGACAUCACUGUCCACCAAUGACAUCCAACUGUCUAUUGUGAAGAAGGCUUCCAAGGAUGAGUGGAGUUGUGUCCUGUAUAAGGUGACCACAACAAACAAAAUGAUGUUUAAUCAACACCUUCAUGGCAAGAAACACCAGCGCAAAGAAGCAAGUCUGAGGGCUCAAAAGGAGAUCAACAUUUCCCGGGCUGCACCCGAGUCAUUACUGAAGAAAAGGAGAAAGCUAUGCAAAGCCACAGAGAUGCUCAGUUCUGCUGCAGUAGGUGCAGAAGCAAAGGAAUCAAAACAUGAAACACUUCAAGGUGAGAAAAAUGAUGGCAGUUUCGACAUGAAUGCAUUAGUAGUUCCAAGCUUUCUGAAAUUAGGGGACAAAGAGGAUAAUAAGCAACAGAACAACCAGAUAACAUUUGGCCAAAACUUGAUUGGUGAGGAUGAUAUCGUGGCAGAAAAAAAGUUUAAUUUCUGGUGUGAAAAGUGCAAAGUUGGUGCUUAUGAUACAAAAGUGAUGUUAGCUCAUGUGAAUGGGAAGAAACACCAAACAAAUCUUAAAGAAGUUGGUCAAACUGGGACAGGGCAGCCAUUGUAGUAGCUUUAGCUUUCAAGAAAUGUAGAUACUGGACAGAAGAAGAGCAACGGUUGACAGGUGUUGCUUGGUGUUUUGGUGGGCAGGGUGGUAAAGUAGGGACAGUUUAGAAUGACUUUUAGAAUGGUAAAGCUAACCCCUAAGUGCUUUUCAAAGUUUUCAUGGCGUUUGAUUGCACAGUUAAAAUCACUUUUAACAAUUGUUCACAUAGAAGUCUUAGGAGUCUAGUAAUUUAUGAGUUUAUUUAGUUAAUAUAUAGUCUCAUUUUAAUCUUUUAGUGCUAAA
Benincasa hispida (wax gourd) is the source of this 1747-nucleotide messenger RNA. RefSeq lists its product as uncharacterized. Lineage: Eukaryota; Viridiplantae; Streptophyta; Magnoliopsida; Cucurbitales; Cucurbitaceae. The record is from RefSeq and is a predicted model, not a curated record. Gene Ontology annotation, molecular function: zinc ion binding; nucleic acid binding.